This is a messenger RNA of Setaria italica (foxtail millet), 2236 nucleotides long. RefSeq names its product preprotein translocase subunit SCY2, chloroplastic. NCBI's taxonomy places the organism in Eukaryota, Viridiplantae, Streptophyta, Magnoliopsida, Poales, Poaceae. Bases 86 to 1699 code for a protein of 537 amino acids. Gene Ontology annotation, molecular function: signal sequence receptor activity; transmembrane protein transporter activity. Gene Ontology annotation, cellular component: membrane; plastid envelope. Gene Ontology annotation, biological process: chloroplast organization; SRP-dependent cotranslational protein targeting to membrane, translocation; thylakoid membrane organization. The record is from RefSeq and is a predicted model, not a curated record. The transcript has 13 exons.
GGAGGAAGGAUUCCACCCAAAAUUCCAAUCCCCAUCCCCACCUUUCCCCGCCGCGCGCGACGGCACGACGGCGGCGGCUGCCGCCAUGCCCCCCUCUCUCGCGCUGGCGUACUCCUCACUCCUUCUCCCUCCCCGCCGUGCGCUCCUCGCCCCGCCUCCCCGCUGUCUCGCCCCCAACCGCCCAUCUCUCCGCGCCCACUGCCGCCUUCUCGCGUGCACGCCCCGGCGGCCGUUCCUCACGCCUCGCUGCUUCGCUUUCGCCGCUAGGACUUCGGCGUCCGCUGCGGAACCGGCGCCUGGAGAUGGAGACGGCGUCCCGGCGGCGGGGCGGAAGGGCGCGGGGUACCGGAACCGGUUCCUGGACCUGGCGCGGCUGGGGGCGGUGGCGGAGGGCGCGGCGGAGGCCUUCUUCCGCAGCGAGAUCCGGCGGCGGCUGGCCUUCACCGCAGCGCUCAUCGUGCUCAGCCGCGUGGGCUACUUCAUCCCACUCCCCGGGUUCGACCGCCGCCUUAUCCCCGACUCCUACCUCAGCUUCGCCCCGCUCCCUGCAGAUGACCUUGUCGAUUUCUCCUCCGAACUGAAACUGUCAUUUUUCCAGCUCGGGAUCAGUCAUCAAAUUUCAGCAUCUAUUGUCAUGCAGGUUCUCUGUCAUGUUCUUCCAUCACUUGAAAAGCUCCGCAAGGAAGGAUUAGACGGGCAUGAGAAGCUAAAAGGCUAUAUAUGGUGGCUAUCUUUGGGUUUUGCAACUGUGGCGGCUUUUACUGUGUCAUGCUAUUCCCUACAGUAUUCAGUAUAUGCUGCAAGUUACAGGGUUAAGCAUGUAGUUAUAACAAGUCUUUUGCUUGUUCUUGGUGCAAUGUCAAUGACAUGGAUUUGUGACACCAUAUCAGAAUCUGGAUUUGGACAUGGCUCAUCUUUGAUUAUCUGUGUGGGAAUUUUGACUGGUUACACAGAGACACUACAUAAGAUGAUAACUCAGUUUUCAGGGAAUUUUUCCAAGUGUUGGCCUUACAUCCUGGGAGUAGCUGGAAUUUUUAUGAUGCUCACCAUGGGGGCUGUGCUGGUGACUGAAGGAUGCAGGAAGAUAAAGCUUCAGUACUAUGGAUUCAAAUUGGCUUCUGGUGCAGGGAAAGAGAGCACCCCAGUUACAGAGGUUGAGCCAUAUAUUCCCUUCAACAUCAAUCCGACUGGAAUGCAGCCCUUGCUUACAACCUCAUACCUACUAGCUUUUCCAAGCAUCAUGGCCAGCAUUUUUGGCUCACCGUUUUGGGAAAACUUGAAGGAAAUUUUGAAUCCAAGGACUUCAGGUGGUGGUAGUCCCUGGGUCUAUUAUUUGACAUAUGCUUUUCUUGUCUUCGUCUUCAACAUCUUUGACAUUGCCAACUUACCCAAAGAGAUAUCUGACUACCUGAAUAAGAUGAGUGCGAGGGUACCAAGGAUAAAGCCUGGAAGAGCAACAGUAGAUUAUCUUACAAAGAUACAAACAUCAACGCGUUUCUGGGGAGGCCUACUACUGAGCUUGCUGGCAACUUCCUCUUUAUUGCUUGAUCGAUAUCUCAGGCAUAUAAAUGAGGGGUUUUCUAUAGGAUUCACAUCAGUCUUAAUUAUUGUGGGCUCAAUUAUUGAGCUGAGAAGGUCGUAUCAAGCAUACAAUGUGAUGCCAGCACUAAGCAAAGUUUUGAGGAGAUAUGGUGCUUAAGCAUAUGUAAGCACAUAUGUUGGUGAUGAUAGCUCCAUCCACUAGACCAAUAGAAAGAAGAGCAUGAAUUGGAAAGUCUCCUGGGGUUACAGCUCGUGGUGUUGCAACCUCAAAUGGUGCCAAUGCGAACACUUAGUAGCGCACUAUGAUGAGAAGGUUACACAACUUCUGCUAGAUUCAUUGAUUGGAUUGGAACGGAAGGAUUGUGGUUUUACACCGGGCUUCAUUGACAAAUUGAACUGAAGAAGCAACAAGGACGUCCAGGUGUUGUUUCAAGUGUAGGAAAUAUGAACGGGUGAGAUAACCGCUUUCAUGCAUUUGUACACCGUCAGGAGCCGUUGCUGCAAGUGAAAGAAAAUAUCAGGUUCCUGUUUGCCAUGCUGUAUGAAUUUCGGGGGCGGGUCGCAUUGCUAAUCUGUUCACUGGAGACUUGGAUUUGUAAUUUCUCCACGGUACAAAUAUCUUGCAGACGUGAACAUAAACUGUUGAAUGGUGCAUAGUUGAUUGUUCUGUUCGUGUACGCCUAGAGGUGAAGAA